Molecule: messenger RNA, 1857 nt
Organism: Culex pipiens pallens (northern house mosquito)
Lineage: Eukaryota; Metazoa; Arthropoda; Insecta; Diptera; Culicidae
Exons: 3
Coding region: 242-1411 (389 amino acids)
Source: RefSeq, a predicted model, not a curated record
GACACGGACAUUUUUCCGAUCGUUACUGAUCGUAGUAACCAACAAACACCAACCACACAAAACAACGUUACCAGGACCGGCCGUAACCAUGGAAGCCAUAGUUACCAGAAAAUAACAAUCUGAGAGGGGUGUAGGUCAAGUGCAGACCCCCUAUUCAGCCAUACCCGCUUGGGACGUUGCUGAGAUUAGACGCACUUACUAAUUUCUCUCUCUCUCUCUCUAUUUUCAGAUAGCCGGAGAAAUGGGUGCGAAAAUGUCUCGCCGUAAAGGGCGGAAGGCCGCGGAAGAGGCCACUACGGCCGGGCAGUUAGCCACUCCGGAGAUACGAGUGGACGAAACGGACGUUGACCGGGUUGCGGGUGGCGGACGGGUUGACGGGGGGAUUGAUUCGGCGGGGGGAGCUUCGGAACCGGAUCCGCUGGUUUCGGAAACAAAAUUUAUUGAUUCUUGUUUUGGCCACUCCAUUGAACCGGCGGAUCCGGGUCCGGAAGCCCCGGUGGUAAUUGAAAUUUUACUAAAUAACCCUUUGGAAAAUUCUGCGGCGGUUUCGAUUCCGGAACCGUCCGUAGGUCAAAAUUCUUUGUUGACUGAUUUGUCUUUUUCAGGGGUAUGCCAGGGCCAAAUUGUUGAGGUUGUUCCGAUACCGGAUCCGCCGGUUUCGGACAGAAAAUUUAUUGAUUCUUGUUUUGACCACUCCGUUGAACCGGCGGAUCCGGUUGCGGAAUCUCCGACGGUAAUUGAAAUUUCCAUAAAUAACGAUUCGGCCAAUGCUACGGUGGUUCCGAUUCCGGAACCGCCUGUAGAUCCAAAUUUUUCAAUGACUCUUUCAGGGGUGUGCCAGGGCAAAAUUGAUGAGAUUACCGUUGUUCCGAUACCAGAUCCACCAGUCACGGAGCAAAAUUCGAUUGACUAUCCUUUGGUUGAAUCCAAAAAACCGGUGGAUCUGGUUGAGGAAUCUCCGGUAAUCGAUUCAGUUGCAUUUUCGGUACCUAAUGCGGCGGCUUCCACUUUGGAACCGCGCGCAGAACGUUAUGUCCGUAAAAUUGAUUUGUCCAUUUCAGACUCUUCGGAGGGAGUUCCGGAACCUCGAAAUUUAAAAACUUCGCAAAAUUCUAAAAAAUCCGCUCGAUUUUCAGAUUUGGCCCAAGUUAAAGAGUUCACAGUGUCGGAAUCUUCAAUUCCGACCCUGUACUCGGUUCCGGUGAAAGGUUGCCCGGAAACGGUGCCGGAACUGCCUCCACAAAAUUCAAAUGCAGUAAAAUAUUUUUGGUGUUACACCUGUCAAAAUUCUCGUACUAAUUCUUUGCCCUGGUUGCUGCGAUUGCGGUAUUCCAAAUUAUCGAUGUAUUUGCGCCAUUUGUUUUGUAGUUCGAUGUUUUGCGCUGUUAUUUGUUUGGUUGUUUUUGUUUGAAUUGUUUAAUGUUUUUUCUCGUUUCAUGAGCUGUUUCUAGUUUUGAGCGUUUCUUGGUUCCCGAUGAUGAGACGAUUGGAUUGGAGAUUUCAGAGUAGACUAAAUAUUAUUGAUGAUGAUGACGAUGAUGGCGAUGAUGAUGACUAUAUGACGAGCAAGACGAUGAUGCAGAUGAUGGAUGGACGAAGAUUUGAUUAUAUGAGAUGAAUUUUGGAUGGAUUAGCAAGAUGCCGAGUUACUGGACCGAACGACGAUACCGACGGAGAGGCUUUUUGAAGAUCUGGAAGACUGAAGAUUUUGUUUUAUAAUGAAAUGUAUUAUAUUUUUGUAAUGUAUUUUUGCAUUUUUUGUAAUAAAUUUUUUGAAAACAAAAUUGUGUUGCUUUAUUUAAUGAAUGUGAGAAAUUGAUAAAUUUCAAUUAAAUUUAUCUUUUAUUUAGUUAGGCU